This is a messenger RNA of Octodon degus (degu), 1619 nucleotides long. It is a transcript of the gene Ankdd1b, whose product is annotated as ankyrin repeat and death domain containing 1B. Gene Ontology annotation, molecular function: protein binding. The coding region runs from base 132 to 1559 and encodes 475 amino acids. The transcript has 15 exons. Gene Ontology annotation, biological process: signal transduction. The record is from RefSeq and is a predicted model, not a curated record. NCBI's taxonomy places the organism in Eukaryota, Metazoa, Chordata, Mammalia, Rodentia, Octodontidae.
GGAGGAGCCUGGUUCGCACCCCGAAGCAGGCGGGGCCUCGAGAGGAGGCGGAGACAACCGCAGGACACGAGCCUCUACUGCCAAACGAGAGAAGCUUUCAGGAUGCUGCUAAAAGCAAUAAUCUGGAUCUUAUGGAGAAGCUGUUGGAAAAGAAGGUUAACAUUAAUGCUGUGAACAAUAUGAACCGUACAGCCCUGCAUUUUGCAGUGGGGGGAAAUCAUUUUUCUGCGGUGAAUUUCUUACUGACUCACAAGGCCAGGGUGGAUAUUGCUGAUAAGCACGGUCUGACAGCAAUGCACCUCGCAGCCUGGACAGGGAGCUUUGAGAUCAUGCUCAUGCUCGUUAAAGCUGGAGUGGACCAGAGAGCCACGAGCCGGGAUGGGCUGAACGUGCUGCACUUUGCGGCCCAGAGCAACAGCGUGCGCAUCGUGGACUACCUCAUCCAGGACCUGCACCUGCAGGAGCUGGACCAGUGUGACCAGAAAGGAAGAAAACCAUUUCUCUUGGCAGCUGGGAGGGGUCACCUGGAAAUGAUAGAAAAACUGACACAGCUUAACCUGCACACUUCAGAGAAGGACAAGGAGGGAAACACAGCCUUGCACCUGGCUGCGAUGCAUGGUCACAGUCCUGCGGUGCAGAUGCUGCUGACUCAGUGGCAAGAAGUGGACGAGACCAAUGAGAAUGGAGAAACACCAUUCUUCUUGGCUGUUGCAGGAGGUCAUGAAGAAUGCAGCAAAGUACUGCUGGCAGCAGGAAGUGACAUCAACAUUAUGAAUAAACACAGUGUCAGUGUUUUGCAGAUGGCAGCCCAGCGUGGCCACGCCUCCCUGGUCAGCUUUCUUCUCAGUGAGAACGCUAACCUGCUGCAGCGCUUGGGGCCUAGCAAGUCCCCUCUUCAUGUGGCAGUCAGCAACAACCACAUGGCUGUUGUAAGCAGUUUGCUACGUGCACAGCAUGACACUGAUGUCUUAGAUCAGAGGCAGCAAACCCCCCUGCACGUGGCUGCUGACCUUGGAAAUGUGGAGCUGGUGGAAACCCUGCUGAAGGCCGGCUGUGACUUGAAGGUUGCUGAUCAGCAGGGUAGGACUGCGCUGGCCGUGGCCGCCCGGGGUAGCCACAGCCUGGUUGUGGACAUGCUUAUCAAGGCAGAGCGGUACCAGGCCUGGACAGAGGUGCAUCCAGAGGCUGCGUCAACAGGCUUCACUCUGACCUUCAAGCAAGACCACAGCCUGGAGACCAGGCACCUCCGCGCACUCCUCUGGGACCUGGCAUACCAUCAGCUGAAGGCCGGAGAGUGGCAGAGGCUGGCGCGCUCAUGGGACUUCACAGACGACCAGAUCAGUGCCAUUGAGGAGCAGUGGACAGGAAAGGACAGCUUCCGUGAGCACGGCCACAGGGCGCUGCUCAUCUGGCUGCACGGGACCCUGAGGACGCAGCCCGACCCCGACAGGCACCUGUACGCGGAGCUGGUGCGCGCAGGCUUCCCGGAACUGGCUGAAAAGAUUCGUCAAGUCAAACGCAAAGCUGACUCAAGCUCCAGGAAAUGUGCAAUUUCAUAAAUGCCUGAAGAAAUUAUAUUCAUUUUUUCUCCCCCCCCCGCCCCCUUUUUUUUGGACCAG